GGCCCAGUGUUGUCCCGGAGGAGGGCAGAGCCAACAGAAGACGAUGAUCAAUAGUGAGAAGGUACACCCGGGGCGCCUUGAACAGCAGCAUCGCCGUUUUAGCCAGCUCCGGGAGUAGAGGCCCUCGUCUGCUGCCGACCGAGACAGAGAUCUGCAGGGCUCCAGUCCUCCGGCCUAGUGGCCACUCUAUCAUGGCCACUUUGGCCACGUCAUCUCUGUGGCCACCGUGUGGACACGUCGGUGCAACCCUUCUGCUUCUGAUGAUGCUCAGCAUUUUCAUUGAGAUCACCUGGUGCGCUCAGGGCACAGUGAACUUCAGAGAAAAGGAAAAACAAGUUUUGGAUCAAAUCCUAGGACCUGGACGUUACGACGCCAGGAUCCGUCCAUCGGGAAUCAAUGGGACAGCGGGAGAAGCAACAUUAGUCAGUGUGAACAUCUAUCUACGGUCAAUCAGCAAAAUAGACGAUUAUAAAAUGGAGUACAGCGUCCAGCUGACGUUCAGGGAGCAGUGGAUAGACGAGCGACUCAAAUUCAAUGACUUUGGAGGUAAAAUCAAAUACUUGACCCUGACAGACGCGGCCAGGGUCUGGAUGCCAGAUUUGUUCUUUGCAAAUGAGAAGGAAGGCCACUUCCACAAUAUCAUUAUGCCAAACGUCUACAUUCGUAUCCAUCCUCAAGGCUCUGUCCUGUACAGUAUCCGGAUCUCCCUGACGCUGGCUUGUCCCAUGAACCUGAAGCUAUAUCCUCUCGACCGGCAAGUCUGUUCACUAAGGAUGGCCAGCUAUGGCUGGACGACUGAUGAUCUGGAAUUUGUGUGGAAGGAUGGAGACCCUGUGCAGGUGGUAAAGAAUCUCCACUUACCACGGUUCACGCUAGAGAAGUUUCUCACUGACUCCUGUAAUAGCAAAACUAACACAGGGGAAUACAGCUGUCUGAAAGUGGACCUUCUCUUCAAGCGCGAGUUCAGCUACUACCUGAUCCAGAUAUACAUCCCCUGCUGUAUGCUGGUCAUUGUUUCGUGGGUCUCCUUCUGGCUCGAUCAGAAUGCCAUUCCCGCACGAGUGUCCCUCGGAGUGACCACACUCCUCACCAUGGCGACCCAAACCUCGGGGAUCAACGCCUCACUCCCGCCUGUUUCUUACACAAAGGCUAUCGACGUUUGGACCGGCGUCUGCCUCACGUUUGUAUUCGGGGCACUGCUAGAGUUUGCAUUAGUUAACUACGCAUCAAGAUCUGAUAUGCAUCGCGAGAACAUGAAGAAACAAAGACGCCAAUACGAACUGGAACACGCUGCAUCUUUGGAAGCGGCUGCCGACCUCCUGGAGGACGGUGCCACCACGUUUGCUAUGCCUCCAACCCUACUAGAACGUCUGCUUGCCAAGCUGAGGCUAAAGGCGAAGAUACGUGCGUCUAAGCCACUGGUGCGCCGUCCAGGUGAUGCCCUCACCCUGGAGAAGGUGCGCCAGUGCGAGAUCCACAUGCAGCCACAGAGAGACAACUGCUGUCGCACCUGGUUGGCCAAGUUUCCGACGCGCUCCAAGCGGAUAGACGUCAUAUCUCGCAUUACAUUUCCACUCGUGUUUGCUCUUUUCAAUCUGGUCUACUGGUCCACAUACUUGUUCCGAGAGGAGGCUGAGGAAAACUAAGCAUCCGGUAAAAAGUGAUGGUCCUCUCUUAUCCACCGGAUUCGCUCACCGAACAAAAUUGCCGUUGCUGACGGUACUUAAAUUCAGACACGUAAUGAAGAAAGUGGUUUUGACUUUCAUUAACAGUUCUUACAUGAUACUUAUGGUUCAACGGGGUUUAAUGGGCCUUUUUACAUGGUAGACAAGAUAAUGAAAUGAACUCCGCGAUUAUAUAAUUAGCUGUGAAAUUGUGUUUCACAAUGAAAAAAUCAAAUGAAAAUUAGAUAUCUGCUAAAAAAAAAAAGGAUUAGAUAUUGUUAAUAUGACUGUGAAAUUAAUUAAAAUCAAUCACUGACAAUCUGCUUUAGUAAAGUUCUUCGAUAUAGUUGCUUCAGUGGGACGUACUAUUUGAAUGUAGUGGUGUUUAAUCGCACAGUACAAUAGAGCUAUUACUUUUACAAUGGAGCAGAGACAAGAAGUUUGUUUCAUUGCUGAAUUUGAAUGAAAAACUUCCUUCACAGUCAUUGUACUUACAUAAUGACUACACAACGAAGAUAACAUGGAAAGCACGGGCACGCUAUAUCAGUAACGCCAACCACCAGUCAAGUUUUUCAUCUUCAAGAACUCUUAUUUAGUAGAUGAUGUUGGUAUCACUGCUUUUAACAGCUGAUUUAUAAUUGAUUUUCAUGAGAACUCAGGAAUAGGUACCAUAUGGGAAGGGAGUAUGAUUUGUUUUGCGGCAGAGUACCACUUACAGAACUAGGUAGACAUUCGGUGAACAGAAAAUGCCAGAGAAAUAACCAACUCACAAAGGUAAUAUUACGGUGGAUGGUAAAUAUUUCAUUACGAGGUGUAUCACAGUAAGUAAUGAUAGUUAUGAUGGGUUAUGGCACUGUAAAUUGAAAAGCAUUAUGGUAUUAAGUAGAUGGUGUUCGUGUGCAUUAAUUUUCAACCCUGCUUACACGCUAAUGUUUUAGCCAAUCCAAUAUAAAUUUAUUCUGAGAGGUCCUGUGAACAGGUAUUAGUAUUUUAUUUUGUUCCAUGUCCACAAUGUAGGCCCUAAACAUCUUAAUGAACAUUUGAUAAUUAGAUGCAAGACUAAUAUAGUAAGCAUGAUUAUUUUUCCCUGGCCAGCAGUUCACACGUGCUACCAGUUGGCAAAAUUGUUGAAUGUUAAGUUGCAGUUGUUACUUGCUUUUACAGAAAUCUCAAAAUAUAUUUUAUUGCUUCUGUUUAUAUCUCUCAUAAAAGAAUAUGCUAUUCCUCUUUUGGAAAGUGAAUUAAAUAAUGUGAUAUGUAUACAGUCAGUCACAUGACAAUCUGGAGCAUGUUAGGAUAUCCUUAGGGCUUUGGUCUGAUUUUAAUGUCCAAUCAUAAAAGGAACAAAAGAGAAAUGGUGAUUAUUUUUAUUUUUCUCUUCCAGACUUCAUGAUAACUUGAUAUUCUUUUUGUUAUACAAGACCAGCGUCUUAACAAAAUGUUACAUGUGUCAGGCUCUUGUAAAUGAACCUUCAGGUUCCACAAAAAAAAGGGCAACUACUAGUUUCUCAAGAAGGACUCUGCUCCAUGGAGUUAGUUUUAGUACUGAAUUUUUAAUUCAGUGAUUUUAUCUACAUAUAUGAUAUCUUGCCAAAAUCUUAAAUUCAUUAUAGUGUUGAAUAAUUCUUAUGGCACACCAAAGCACAAGGCACAAAUACACACACACACAAAUUUCUGCAUCGGAAUAUGUGGGAUAUAUGAAAGUAAAAAAUUUUGACAAAAACUGUGCAUUCUGUUUGUUCAUAUGGAGUCUGUCUGUGCCUCAGUAUUUUUUUAAAAAUAUUUUAAGAUAGUUUAGCUCAAAUUCUUUCUGACCUUUUAUUUGCUGAAACAAUAUUUAUGAAGUCAUUUAACAAAAUUAUAAAACAUUUCAUAAUGUUUGUUAUAAAUGUCUAAUACUGUGAAUGACUGUACUUGGCUAGGAUUUAUAAUAAAUGCAAAUACUGGGAUUAAAAGCUGACAGUGGAAGAACAGUAAUAACGUGGAUCCUAGAAAUACAGAUUUUUUAUCAUACGUUUUGGAUGAAUAGCUAAGGUAGUCUGGUGUCUUAGCUAUUAAAUAUUUUAAGUUUUAAUAUUACAGAAUUUGACUCAAGGUAAUACAUAUUAACCUUCUGAAGCUGAAGUUUACAUUUAUGUGGCCUCAUAAUGUUCAUGAUACAUGUCAGAACAGCACAAAGGCAGCCAUUGAAUGUGACUGUCAAACCUAACCUCAAAUUGAAUCAUAUGAUAACAGAAUUCUAAGCCAUGGCUUUUGGGGACUGUCAAGAGAACAGCCACCGUUAGAAUUAAUUAAAUUAUACAGGAAGCUUACAUCAUUAUAUAAAACAUCAGCGAGUGAAUCCCAAUCAAGAUAUGAAGAUGGCUGUCCUAUGAGAUCGUGUACCAAGUAGUCUGGUAGAUAUUAACCAGUGUUUCAGAGGAAAAUUUCUGCCCUCAUGAUGGGUAUUUUAAGGUUUUUAUAUUACUAUUUUAUAUUUUACUGUCCGUGAGUUGUGUAUUAGUACAUCAUUCUUCCCUGGGGCUUGUCUGGAAUCUAAGUAAGGAAUUUUUACUUUUUCUGGAGGUAAAGUUAUUGAUGCACUAAACUGAUUACUCACUUCCAUCUGUUGUAGAGGUCUAGAUUAUAUAAAACUUCAUGUCAUUGCCCUUGUAAGUAAACCGUUCCUUAUUCCUAAUUAUUUUUCACUUCAAAUUUGUUUCAUAUUAUGUUAUAUGCUUUUUCUUAAGUGCGUUAAAGAACUUGAAGAUUAUCUAUGGCAUUCAAAGUCAAAGGAGAAAUGUAGGCAGGUAAAGUUAAGUAGGUUUUGUAUGAGGCAGUCACAGCUCAGUGUGCUGCUAUUAUCCAUGCCUCUCACUUUGCAUUGUGCCAUACAAACAUGGUCAAAUAUGCCCCCACACAAUCCAGAUGCUUUGCAUCAUAGCCUAAAAUUCUCCAUCUGUUUGUUCAUAAGAAAUGUUUUGAAGCGAUAAGAUGGAAGUAACUGGAAACAGGGUCAUAGCAGAAACAAUUAGUUUAAAUGGAUGGUAAAUGGAGUUUCAUUGGCUCGACAGGAAAUGUUUGCUAGUGACUGUAUUAAAAAUCCUCUUGAGUAUGAACUGCCUUUAAGUGACCAUGUGUGUAAUCAUCAUUAUCCCUACUUUGUAUUUAAUAAAUGUGCAGUUACUUUCAUGACCGUUCAUUUUAUGUGGUUUGACUGACUGUAAGCCGAAUCCUGUCGAGUAUGGGAAGAUGCCCUACUGCACUGUGCAUAUGACAAAACUUUUGAUAUAUCUGCUCAAUACUGUGAAAGAGUGCUAGUGACUGUUAACUAUUGCAGAGUUUAUUAGUAUGAAUGUACGUGUAGAACUUGAUUAGUGCUCUGUCUCAUUUAUAGGUUAGGUUUAGUGAUAGAACUUGUCUGUCCACUGCACAUCAGGACUGGUCACCUCACUGUAGGCCACUUUGUCAUCACAACUUGCUGUUGCUAAUUACAACUAGCUUCUGAUUCGCUCACUUAGUCCUUGUGAUGCGCACUUCUAGAAGACCCUGCAUCUCAGCUCAAAAAAAAAUAAAAAUUAAACAACAGAGAGGACACUGUUGGAUCUCCCUGGUGGUAGAUCAUUGUUACAUUUUGUCACUGGGCAUCUUGAAGUUUGUAUGAACAUGUGAUUAUUACAGUCUGAUUUAGGGAGAAUGUGUAAUAUUCAUAUGGAUUUAACAUAACCUCACAAUAUAUUUACCAUGUUCUUCCCACAAACAGGUGACAGAGUAACUUAGAAAGAAGUAAGUACAGAUUAAAGAUAUAAUGAAAUGUAUGUUAAUUUUUUGUCAGAUUGUUUAUUAUUCAUAUAAUGAUGAUGCUCGUGUGCACAUUGUAAUAAAUGCACUGAUGUUUGA
Molecule: messenger RNA, 5543 nt
Organism: Zootermopsis nevadensis
Lineage: Eukaryota; Metazoa; Arthropoda; Insecta; Blattodea; Termopsidae
Gene: GluClalpha
Product: glycine receptor alpha 1
Biological process (GO): monoatomic ion transmembrane transport
Cellular component (GO): membrane
Molecular function (GO): transmembrane signaling receptor activity; extracellular ligand-gated monoatomic ion channel activity
Source: RefSeq, a predicted model, not a curated record